Messenger RNA from Melospiza georgiana, 876 nucleotides. It is a transcript of the gene SHOX2, whose product is annotated as SHOX homeobox 2. The record is from RefSeq and is a predicted model, not a curated record. Gene Ontology annotation, molecular function: DNA-binding transcription factor activity, RNA polymerase II-specific; sequence-specific double-stranded DNA binding. The transcript is spliced from 5 exons. Bases 1 to 876 code for a protein of 291 amino acids. NCBI's taxonomy places the organism in Eukaryota, Metazoa, Chordata, Aves, Passeriformes, Passerellidae. Gene Ontology annotation, cellular component: nucleus. Gene Ontology annotation, biological process: regulation of transcription by RNA polymerase II.
AUGGAGGAGCUGACGGCGUUCGUCUCCAAGUCGUUUGAUCCCAAAGCCAAGGAGAAGAAGGAGCUGAUCACCUACCGCGAGGUGCUGGAGAGCGGGCCCCUGCGCGGCGGCGGCGGCCCGCGGGAGCCCGGCGGGGCGGCGGCACCGGAGCCGGGCCGGGAGGACACGGGCAGCCCCGCGGCGCGGCCGGCCGGGCGCUCCCCGCCGCGGGAGCCCGACGCCGCCGCCGAGAGAGCGGCCGAGGCGGCCACCCCCAAGCUCAGCGACGUGUCCCCAGAGCUGAAGGAGCGCAAGGAGGAUGCGAAAGCGAUGGAAGACGAAGGGCAGACGAAAAUCAAGCAGAGGAGGAGCCGGACGAAUUUCACCCUGGAGCAGCUGAACGAGCUGGAAAGGCUUUUCGACGAGACGCACUACCCGGACGCGUUCAUGCGGGAGGAGCUGAGCCAGCGGCUGGGGCUCUCCGAGGCCAGGGUGCAGGUGUGGUUCCAGAACCGCCGGGCCAAGUGCCGCAAGCAGGAGAACCAGCUGCACAAAGGGGUGCUGAUCGGCGCCGCCACGCAGUUCGAGGCCUGCCGGGUGGCUCCCUACGUGAACGUGGGCGCGCUCAGGAUGCCCUUCCAGCAGGUGCAGGCGCAGCUGCAGCUGGACAGCGCCGUGGCCCACGCGCACCAUCACCUGCACCCGCACCUGGCCCACGCCCCCUACAUGAUGUUCCCCGCGCCGCCCUUCGGGCUCCCGCUCGCCACCCUGGCCGAGUCCGCCUCCGCCGCCUCCGUGGUGGCCGCCGCCGCCGCCGCCAAGACCACCAGCAAGAACUCCAGCAUCGCCGACCUGCGCCUCAAGGCCAAGAAACACGCCGCCGCCCUCGGGCUGUGA